CCCUGACUGCGGGUGGGGCCCCGGCCCUCCUCUUUGGCCAGCUGCAGCAGCAGCAGCAGCUGCAGCAGCGGCGCUACCUCAACCUCUACGAGUACCAGUCGAUGCAGCUGCUGCAGCAGCACAACGUGGCCGUGCCGCGCUUCCGGGUUGCUUCGACGCCGGAGGAGGCGCAGUCUGCUGCUGCUGCGCUGCAGCAGGAGCUGCUGCAGCAGCAGCCGCAGCAGCAGCAGCAGCAGCCAGGACUUGUCGUCAAGGCCCAAGUCCUGGCCGGCGGCCGCGGCCUCGGCUACUUCAAAGAGAAUGGCUACAAGGGGGGGGUGCAGCGCUGCAGCAGCCCGCAGCAAGUGUUUGCUGCAGCAGCAAAUAUGCUGCAGAAAACCCUCGUUACGAAGCAAACUGGAGCAGCAGGGAAAGUCUGCAACACAAUUCUCAUUUGUGAGGAGUUUAAGGCCAAGAGGGAGCUCUACUUGGCCAUUAUCCUCGACAGAAACACCGGGGUCCCCAUGCUCAUUGCCAGCUCUCAAGGGGGUACCAGCAUAGAAGACAUAGCGCACUCGAACCCGCAGGCGAUAAAGAAGAUCCGGAUGGGUUUUGACGAGGCGCUCUCUGCGGACGCGCUGGAGGAGCUGCGCAUACACCUGAAUCUCAGCCCGUCCAUGGGCCACCAACUAAAGUCUUUAAUUUCUUCUUUGCACAAUUUAUUUAUAUCCCGAGACUGUUUAUUAGUGGAAAUAAACCCUUUAAUCCUCACUGACACGCCCCCGCAGCAGCAGCAGCAGCAGCAGCAGCCGCAGCAGGAGCUGUGGGCAGCAGACGCGAAGCUGAGCGUUGACGACAACGCGAAGUACCGCCAGUUGGAUUUGUUUGAGUCGGUUGCUGCUGAGGAGAAGGCGGCGCAGCAGAACUGCCCGGCAGCAGCAGCAGGAGGCGCAGCAGCAGCAGCAGCAGCGCUGGAAGCAGCAGCAGAGGAGCAGCAGCUGCAGUACGUGAAGCUGGGCGCAGGCGUGGGCUGCCUAGUCAACGGCGCGGGGCUCGCCAUGGCCACCAUGGACUUGCUGCAGCUGCGCGGAGGUGCAGCAGCAAACUUUCUGGACUUGGGAGGUGCUGCUGCUGCUCCUCAGAUUGCUCUCGCGCUGCAGCUGCUGCGCUCAGAUGCUGCAGCACCAGUUCUCUUCCUCAACAUCUUCGCCGGCAUUCUCAAGUGCGACGAGAUCGCCAAGGGCCUCGUGCAGGCCGCCAGGGAGCACAAAAUCCACAAACCCAUCGUG
Molecule: messenger RNA, 1268 nt
Organism: Eimeria tenella
Lineage: Eukaryota; Apicomplexa; Conoidasida; Eucoccidiorida; Eimeriidae
Product: succinyl-CoA ligase, putative
Exons: 4
Biological process (GO): tricarboxylic acid cycle; succinyl-CoA metabolic process
Cellular component (GO): succinate-CoA ligase complex; mitochondrion
Molecular function (GO): ATP binding; metal ion binding; succinate-CoA ligase (ADP-forming) activity
Source: RefSeq, a predicted model, not a curated record